Messenger RNA from Calliphora vicina (urban bluebottle blowfly), 2951 nucleotides. RefSeq names its product flyers-cup (gene f-cup). Gene Ontology annotation, molecular function: protein binding. The transcript is spliced from 11 exons. NCBI's taxonomy places the organism in Eukaryota, Metazoa, Arthropoda, Insecta, Diptera, Calliphoridae. The record is from RefSeq and is a predicted model, not a curated record. Bases 590 to 2551 code for a protein of 653 amino acids.
CAAGAAAAUAAAAAUACCGACAAAAACACCUAAAAUUACGAUAAAAACAAAUAAUUGUAAAAAAACAAAUUGUAAAUAAAACAACGAAGCGCAGAAUAACAACAAAAACAAAAGAAACACGAUUUACAUUUAAUAACAAACCAAAUAAUAAAAAAAAUUGUUAAGCAAUUUAAAAAUUAAACAAUUGUAAUAUUUGCUAGCUGGUCGGUCGAAUGGUUCGAGUGUGUUUGAUUUUAUUAAAUUGUGUUAAAUGAGGGAGACACUUUCAUAGUGCACACAUUAAAUGGAAUUUUAUUUUAAAAAAAUCAAAAGAAUAACAUUAUAAUUUAUUAAAUAACAUCAUCGGAAGUGACGACAGCUACAGUAAUUGGAGAACACCAAGAAUAGCUACUGAAAAUAAAUUUAAUACCUAUAUGUAUAAAAAAUAAAUGUAUGUAGGUAUAAUAUACAUACAAUACGACCUCUUAAGAAAUCAAUAUUAAAUUUCUAGUACUACUUGUUUUCGUCUCCACUCCGCUUCAUGCAGCUGGAGGUCGUAUUAAAAAGAAAAAUAUAUUUGGUACGAAAAGAUUAUCUUUAAAUAACCAAAAUGCAACGCAAUACCCGCGUGUCAUCAGCUAGAGCUCAGGAAGAAAAUAAUAAUAGAAAUCCUUCGACUACUGCACGUGUAAUGCGACCCCCGACACGUCAUUCACAACGACCAACUUUACGCAAUUUAAAUCCCGUCUUUCAUAAACGUGAAAAAUCCGAGGAUAAUAAUGAAUUGUCAGAUAAACUAUUAAAAUUGGCACGCAAAACAGGUACCCUAAAUUUGUCCAGUCGGGGUCUGGCCACCGUACCUGACAAAGUUUAUACUAUUAAUAGUGGCGAUGACGAUAAAGAGGUUACUUUGGAGUCCUUGGUGGCCAAUGAAGAGGAUGCUUGGUGGAAUAAAGUACCUUUAAAUAAUUUAGAUUUAAGCUCCAAUCAAUUAACUCAGCUAUCACCAAAAAUUGCUAAUUUAUGUUCGUUAACUACUUUAACGCUUUACGAUAAUGGCUUAACAUCGUUACCCAAAGAAAUUGCCAAACUUGAAAAACUAUUACGUUUGAAUUUAAGUCGCAAUAAUAUUAAAGAAUUACCAGCUGAAUUUUUCACUUUACCCGAUUUGCGUUAUUUGAAUUUAUCUUACAAUAAAUUGGAAGAACUUCAUCCCGAUAUAAGUGAUUUUCAUAUGUUGGAAGUGUUGGAUGUAUCAAAUAAUGAAUUAACUGAAUUACCGGGUGGUAUUGGUUUUUUGGUGCGUCUAACAACGCUUUUAAUAGCCUAUAAUCAUAUAAAAGAAUUGCCAAACGACUUAGUCAAUAUGCGUUCUUUACAAAAAUUGGAUUUAAUGCACAAUGAUCUGAUCGCUUUACCCGAAGACAUGGGUAGUUUACGUAAACUGCAGUGUAUGUAUGCCCAGCACAAUGACAUCAAAGAGCUGCCCGAUUUUGAUGGUUGCGAUUUACAAGAACUACAUGUAUCCAACAAUUUUAUAGAGAAAAUACCCAAGAAUUUAUGCUCAAAGUUGCCACAUUUGAAAAUAUUCGAUUUACGUGAUAAUAAAAUUACACAAUUACCCGAUGAAAUUGCCCUAUUGCAAAGUCUUAUACGUUUGGAUAUUUCAAAUAACUCUAUAAGUAAUUUACCCUACUCAUUGUCAUCGUUGGCUCAUUUGGUGAGUUUGCAGGUGGAAGGAAAUCCCAUUAAAUCGAUACGACGCGAUAUACUACAGUGUGGCACGGUUAGAAUAUUGAAAACAUUAAAAGAUCGUGCAGGCGGCUUGGAAGCAGCUGCUGCCGCCGCUUCUACCGAAAGCAAAAGUAUGGGUAGUGAUGGUUUAAGUAGUCCUAGAAGGCCGCCAUGUUUGGGAGAAGAAAAUUCUGUAUUUCCAGAUAGAUACAAACUUCGCAAGACACAUUGUUUAACUGUAACUAUGCAAAAUCUAACAGAAGCUCCCGAUGAUGUAUUUGAAACGGCUUGUGAGGAAAAUGUUAAUAUAGUAGACUUUUCACGUAAUCGUUUCAAUACGCUACCAGCAGGUUUGCUGCUUAUGAAAAAUUGUUGUUCGGAAUUGGUUUUUGCCAACAAUCUAAUCAGUUCUGUGCCUUCAUUUAUUUCUCAAUUUACACGUUUAAGUUUAGUAAAUGUAUCCUGCAAUAAUCUUACAACUCUACCAGAGGAAUUCAGCGUAUUAAAUACCUUGAGGGAGCUUAAUAUAUCAAAUAAUAGAUUCGAAGUUUUGCCUAAUUGUGUUUAUGAACUUCAGGGCCUAGAAAUUCUAUUGGCCUGCGAUAAUCGCAUUAAAGUAAUAGAUGCUACCAACAGUGGUUUAGGAGCUAUAAAACGCCUGGCAACAUUAGAUUUGCGCAACAAUAAUAUUGAACAAGUGCCACCCAUUUUAGGAAAUUUGAAAAAUAUAACUACUUUGGAAAUCAUUGGAAACCCCUUUAAAUUACCCCGUCAUCAAACUUUACAGAAAGGAACAGAUGCUAUAAUGUCUUAUUUAAGAGAUCGUAUACCAGUUUAAAUAUUAACACACACGCCUCCAUCCUACACCUAUAAAGCACAAAACAAAGAUUUAUUAAAAAAGAAAUAAUGUUAAAAUCAACAAUUAUAAUUAUAAAAAACAAAAUAUUUUGUAGUUUAUUGAAAACGCUUUAUAUUUAUUUUAAUAUUUGAAUUGCCAAAAGAAAAACUGAAAGAAUUUUUAUAUAUAUUGUUUUUAUUUAGCAGCUAGUCAUUUAUUAUCAGAGAGUUACUAAUUUUUUUUUGUAGAUUGUUUAUAAUUUUAUGUUUAUAACGCCUUUAAAUUUUUAACGAUUUUAAUCCAAAUAAUUGUUGAAAAUUAUAUAUAUUUAUGUAUGUAUUUGAAAAGCACUUUAAAAAUAAAAAUUUUAUAUAACUGUUAGUUGAGAACUAAAAUUGUA